Molecule: messenger RNA, 2030 nt
Organism: Aspergillus novofumigatus IBT 16806
Lineage: Eukaryota; Fungi; Ascomycota; Eurotiomycetes; Eurotiales; Aspergillaceae
Product: proline iminopeptidase
Exons: 9
Coding region: 222-1577 (451 amino acids)
Biological process (GO): proteolysis
Molecular function (GO): peptidase activity
Source: RefSeq, a predicted model, not a curated record
AAUUGAGUCUGCAUGAGUUCUUAGCGAUGGAUACUAGUCAAGACGUUUCUUUCCUCCAUUGAUGCGGUAGAUCGUCCCGUUACAGCCCUCCUAGGAACCAACCUCCGCAGCGUUUAGCGGUUCCCCCUCCUCAACUUAACGAGUCCCUCACUUUGCGAGCUCCCUUCCGUUGUAUUGAACAAAACACGCACUCAUAAUUCAUAUUCCAAUACACAAGAACCAUGACGAUGGCUGCAAAGUUGAUCGAUAGAAAAUUUCAUAAUAUCCCAGGGAAGUUUCGCGUGGCAGAGCUGCUCUUUGAUGUGCCCGUGAACUACUGUAGGCCCAAUGACGGCAACCUGAGACUCUUUGCUCGGAGCGUCCGUCGUCUGGAGACUCCAGUUGAUCCUUCCAAUGGUAAGGGCGAGAAGCAGCUCCCUUGGUUGGUUUAUCUUCAAGGAGGCCCAGGGAUGGGCUGUCGACCUCCGCAAGAGUACGGCUGGCUUGGAACCGCGCUCGACAAGGGCUACCAGGUGCUGUUCCUAGACCAGCGUGGUACAGGCAUGAGUUCGACGAUAACGGCUCGAACUCUCGCCCUUCAAGGCAAUGCAGUGAAACAGGCUGAGUACCUGAAGCAAUUCCGUGCGGAUAAUAUUGUCCGUGACUGCGAAGCUAUCCGUCGAUGCCUCACCACGGACUACCCCGAGGACCAACGCAAAUGGAGUAUCAUCGGCCAGAGUUUCGGUGGGUUCUGUGCUGUAACGUAUCUUUCAAUGUUCCCAGAAGGAUUGACAGAGGCCUUCAUCUGCGGCGGGCUUCCUCCUCUUGUUAAUGGUCCGGAUACGGUAUAUUUGCGCACAUAUGAGAAGGUCAAGGAGAGAAACAAUGCAUACUACAACAAGUUUCCUGAAGACGUUGAUCGAGUCAGGAGACUCGUCCAGUACUUGAAAGAGAACAGCGUCACCGUGCCCUCUGGCACUCUGACACCAGAGCGUAUCCAGCAACUUGGUAUCAUGUUCGGAAUGCACGGCGGCCUUGAUAGCGUUCAUGAUCUGGUCCUACGCGCGUGUAACGACCUGGAGAUCUUCGGGUUUCUCACACAUCCAACCUUGACCGCCAUCGACAGCUACGGUGGCUUCGACAACAAUAUCAUUUACGCCAUCCUUCAUGAAGCGAUCUACUGCCAAGGGCAAGCCUCAAAUUGGUCCGCUGAUCGGUUACGCUCAGCUGAUGCGCAGUUUAACAUUGACGAUAAGCAGCCAAAGAUAUUGUUCACAGGAGAAAUGAUCUAUAAGGACAUGUUUGAGUCAUACACCGAACUGCAGCAAGUCAAAGACGCUGCAGACAUCAUUGCCACGACGGCCGAGUGGCCUCAGCUUUAUGAUGAGGCUCGACUCGCGACCAACGAAGUCCCUGUCUAUGCAGCGACGUACGUAGAGGACAUGUAUGUCCACCUCGACCUGGCGUCAAACACCGCGGCAAAGAUCAAGGGUAUCAAGCAAUUCAUCACAAACGUGAUGUAUCAUAACGCCAUCCGAAGCAAAGCAGACGAGGUCAUGCAGCAGCUCUUUGCCCUACGGGACGACACGCUCGACUAGACCGUUGGCCGUUGGCUCGAGCUGUAACGUGCAAUUACUAGAUGAGACAGUCGAAAGCAAUGUCUUCGUCUUUGUCCUUAUAUUCUGACUUAGGGACAGUUCGAGGCGCUUCAAGCACCACGACUUUGAGCUCUAUCCAUGUUGAUAGGAGAGUCGUAUGUGUUGCACAUACGUGGCCUCGCUUUUCAGCAGAAUACCUCGGUAGUUUGGAUUUCAGAAGACCUUGAAAACAAGUCAGUAUUAGCUAAAAAGUCCCUCUUGCGGAUGACCUACAGCUCCACCAAUUAUAAACAACCGUUCUUCCUCCCGUUGUACCCACUGGACAAUCUUACUUGCACUCUGUGCAAGCGCAUUGCGAUUAGCAUUGGGGCUAGCAACACAGUAAAGUUCAAAUAUCGGGGUCACCCAAGCAAAAGAACUGGCUGACUGGGAGAUACAAUGGUGAACUUUCAC